AUGUCGCUCGCACUCAAUGAUCUGGUGAACUCUUACGACGCUCUCACUUUCGGUAUGUGGAUCGCAGAACAACCAGGUGCCACCUAUUUAAGCUGGGGCCAGAGCACUAUGAACCCUGAUUCUCAUCUGUUAAUCAAAGCUUUGGAUGCAGAAACUGAAGAGCUGGUUUCAUCUUUUGAGUUGAAGAUAGACGGAUCGCCUUCGGAAUGGUUAGAUGGCAUCUACAAACUUGAAGAAGAGAAUCAAGACGAAGAGUCUUCAAUGGAGGAUGAAAACCUUGAAACAAGAGCGUCAAGGUGUGGUCAGUAUUGCAGCAACACCCCUGGCUGUCGUGACCCUGUGUGCCCUGCUUGUUCCGCUGUAGAAAGAGGUGAUUGGAGGAAGAGAUGUACCAUUUUUUGGCUAAAUCGCUAG
Komagataella phaffii GS115 is the source of this 414-nucleotide messenger RNA. RefSeq lists its product as hypothetical. The transcript has a single exon. The coding region runs from base 1 to 414 and encodes 137 amino acids. The record is from RefSeq and is a predicted model, not a curated record. NCBI's taxonomy places the organism in Eukaryota, Fungi, Ascomycota, Pichiomycetes, Pichiales, Pichiaceae.